This is a messenger RNA of Linum tenue, 4403 nucleotides long. The record is from the annotation of a GenBank genome assembly. Lineage: Eukaryota; Viridiplantae; Streptophyta; Magnoliopsida; Malpighiales; Linaceae.
UUUCCAUUUCUUUUCCUUCUCACACGAUUUUCGCUCCAAACACUCCGCCGCCGGCCGCCGCUGCUUCCCCCCUCCCGCCGUCGACCCGACGGUUAUAUCUCCAUUUUCCCGUUGAUUUUCUCAUUCAAUACUCUGUUCCGUUAAUUUUCUUCCGUUACUUCCUCUUCUCUUUCUCUACUUCCGACUCAGGGAGACAUUUUUUUCGGUCUUCCAGAGGGAAACACCAGAGAGAGAGAGAGGAAGAGGAAAGGACAAAACGAGAAGACGUAAUGUAAAGAAACCGUGUUAAAACCCUAGAGACAGUCUCCCAAGCCGUUUGGUUUUCUUCGCUUAUUCAAUGGAGUCUCAGCAGGCGUCUCCCGCUGCUUACGCGAAGAAGCUGGCCGACGGCGGGCGGUACAGCGGCGGGAAGCACGAGUACGACGGCUUGUUCACCGGUCCGAUGAAGCUCGGCUCCACAGUGGAGGAUUACAGGGAGAUAUUCGGCCGGUCGGGGACGUCGUCUAUUCCGAUGCUCGAUGUUCCCGAGCUGAACGAGCAGAAGGCUGCCGUCGAGCCGCGGGGCUCCAGGCCGGAUUACGCGAAGAUUUUCGGUGGAUUCGGUGAAGCGGACUUUGCUAUGCCUUACGAUGAGUUGAUUUCCAGAGGGGAGAAGGAGAUGAAGUCUUCUCCUGCAGCUCGGGCUCCAGCUGAAUUGAGAUCCCAGUUCUCCCCAGCUCCUGAGCAAUCUGCAUUUGAUGAGAGGAAGAGAAUGUCAGCAGAAGCAUCUGUUCAAUCAUCCAUGGAUGGUGCUAAACACGUCAACGUGUUGUAUCACAAGACAAACUCAGGAGGCAGAAUGGGGAAAAGUGGCAUGACACAUGUUGCUCAGCUCCAUGCCAUUCCUGGUUUUACUCGCUUGAUUGAUGAAAAUGGUCCAUCUCAGUCUCCUGAAGGUGCCAGGUCCAGUCGUUAUGUGCUGAAUGAUGUUCAUCUUAAUUCCAAUGACGAGAUGAAGGAAGCGAGGCCUCAGAGGAGAGCUUACUCAGGUCCCCUACUGUUCAGUAAUCCUUCAGGACAGCAUGCUGAACAUCACAGAACAUCUAGCUCCAUUUCAAAUGAUGCAGCUUUUUAUACUUCCAACAGAUCAUCGAUGAAAUCCAAAGUUGGGAUUCCGAAAUCUGCUGCUGGCAGUUACUCUCCACCUUUCUUGGAUGAUGAAGUGGAUGCAAAUUCGGCUGCUGCGGCUUCUGCAGCUGCUGUGAGGAAGGCAAUAGAGGAAGCUCAAGCUAAAAUCAAGAUUGCAAGAGAGUUAAUGGAGAGGAAAAAGGAAGGUCGUCAGAGUCGUUCCAGGCUAAAGGUCAAUCAUGGGUUGAAAUCUGAGAAAAGGGAAGCCAAGUCUACUGAAAAAACUUAUCAAUACAAAGAAGAGGCUGAGGAAUUGUACCGGAAAGAUGAUACUCCAAUGAAGCAAGUUUUCAAUGGCUCAUUGGGGCAACAUUCAGCAGAAGUCCAUCGAGUGACUUUGGACUUCAGGGAUGAGACCAAAGGACCUAUUGCUAGCCCUGCCCAUACUAUAACACUCACUAAAGAAGCCGCAUUUAGUGAAGUUGAUUCAAGACGGGCAGAGACUGGAACAAGCAAAUCUGAACAUGGUUCCCCAGAAGCUGCCAGUAGCAAAGGGUACGAGCCUUCAAUCACACAGGUUGAGCACGAAGAGAAAACAAAGAAAGUGACAGUAAGUAGUUAUGAAAACAAAUGGAAGGAGAGGGUGAAAGCAUCAGUUUUACAGGACAAAUCUGAACAUGGUUCCCCAGAAGCUGCCAGUAGCAAAGGGUACGAGCCUUCAAUCACACAGGUUGAGCACGAAGAGAAAACAAAGAAAGUGACAGUAAGUAGUUAUGAAAACAAAUGGAAGGAGAGGGUGAAAGCAUCAGUUUUACAGGACAAAUUUGAGAAUAUAAUGAGAAUGCUGCGGGGACCAGCAGAUGUUGAAGUGCCGGAAAAAAAUUUAGAGCGGCUGAAAGGUGAUCAUAGUGAGUUGGGAAGUGAGGCUAAACAUGAGGAAUUAAAAGGUAGAUUAAAUGAAGCUGCAGCAAGGGAGGAUGAGAGGACGGUUAAAGUUAAAUCAUGGCUGGAUAAUAUUGCCAAGGGACACAAGGAACAAGAACAUGACGGUGAAGAGGGAGAAACGGAGAAGCCUCAAAGUUGUGAUCUGAGACAAGAUGAUGCCGUGAAUACUUCGCGUGACGUUGAUGCAGGGAAAACAUCAAAAGUAAGGGUUGGCCAUGAUGACCUAGAGGAUGCAGGUGAAAAGAUGUCCUCAACCAAUGGCUGGGAAGAAGUGAAGGAAAAGGUUGAGGAAGAAGCCAAAGAGAACAAACAUGCUGUUGGCAGGCAUGGAGAAGACAGCUUUUCUGAAUUUGUAGAAACUGAGAGAAUGGAGUCUGAGGUUCAUCAAAGGUCGGAAGUUGAUGACGAAACCGAUAAGGUUACUCAAGAGCCUCCCAUAAGCCAGAAUGAUUAUAUUGAAGUGGCUCCUAAGUUGCACAAGUCAACUGAGAGUGAGACUAAUGUUGAUCAGAUUGAUGAAAUCCAUGUGUGUGGGGAGCUUGCUGUUAGACUGAAUGAAGAGGCCACUAUGCCUUCCUAUGGACCCAGAGAUAUUGAAAAAGAGCCAGAAGCAGUUGAAGAGACAUAUCCCUCGGCAGAAGAGGGGGAUUCUGCAAGGGUUGAUGGGGCUGGGGUGCAAAGUGAUGAGCCACAGGAGCCCCUUAUUAUCGAUGAAAAUGGGGUAUGUUCCGGUGGAGUUGCUUAUAACUUUAACUGCCAGCAGACUGAAGACGGUACAGCAGAAUGCGAAAGAACCUCCAUUCCUGAAAGGCAUGUUGAAGAGGGGGCUACUCAAUCAGAAGAAAGCAAAGAGAAUGUAGAUGAUGCCGAAGUUAGCAGCACGAGUGAAGCAACUACUGAUAAUUUUCAACCUCUUGGUGAGGAAAAGGUGUCACCUAAUCAGACUGAGUCCAGGUCACAUGCUGAACCAGAAAAGCAUGUAGAAGAAGCCUUGAGUGAUUUGGAAGAAGAUGAUAAGGUUCCUCCUCCUGCAAACAAUAGUACACCAUUUAUGGAUGAGGAGAGAUUGUCGGAUGAUGGAGUAGGUACAAGCAGGAGUCAACAAUCUAGUGUUUCUGAGGAGGAAGGGACCGAUGACGCUGCUGCAUCUUCAGGUCAGAAAACGAGUAAAAACGUUGUUGAUGAAACCGAAUUAGCUUACUACAAGACCAUGCAAAUGCAAGAGAGAGAAGAUAAACAGAGCCCGGAGAAGGACAUGGGGGUGGAAAGGAAGCAACAUCUAAAAAAAAAGGAAGCAGAAAAAGAAAAGGACUUGGAGAAGGAGAAGGAGAGACAGAGAAUAGCGGUGGAGAGGGCAAUACGAGAAGCACGUGAGCGGGCUUUUGCGGAUGCUCGAGAGAAAGCAGAAAAGGCAGCUUCAGAGAGAGCUGCUGCAGAAGCAGAACGGAGGGCAAAGGCGGCUGCUCGAGAAAGGUCUGAGAGGGCUACUGCAUUGGAGAAAGCUGCUGCGGAGGCCAAACUGAAAGCCGAACGGGCUGCGGUUGAAAGAGCAACUGCAGAGGCGAGGGAGCGAGCCCUGGAGAAAGCAUUGUCCGAGAAGGCUUCUGUCAGGGGGAGAAAUUAUGGUGAUAAGUCUCCUGCGCCUUCAAAGGAUGAUGGGAGGUCCACUGAUCAACGAUACAAAAGCUCGGGAUCUUCAAGCAGUUCAAGAUAUCAAAGUUCUGUGAAUAAUGCUGUUCCCAACUCGACAGUAUCUGGUGGUGCCAGUGGUGCAUCAUCUCUGAAGUCUAAAGCCUCGUCGGAGAAGCAGCAGCAAAUGGCUGAGCGUGCUGCAAAAGCUCUGGCAGAGAAGAAUAUGCGUGAUCUUCUUGUGCAGAAGGAGCAAGCUGAGAAAAAUAGACUGGCGGAAAUCUUGGAUGCUGAGAUCAAAAGGUGGUCCAGUGGGAAAGAAAGGAAUUUGCGCGUUCUACUUUCAACACUUCACUACAUCCUUGGUCCUGAUAGCGGUUGGCAAGCUAUUCCUAGGACAGAUCUCAACUCAGCAACCGCUGUAAGGAAAGCUUACAAGAAGGCGACUCUUUUUGUUCAUCCCGACAAGUUGCAGCAACGCGGUGCCAGCAUACGCCAGAAGUAUGUCUGCGAGAAGGUCUUCGAACUUCUCAAGGAUGCCUGGAGUAGAUUCAGUGCAGAAGAUCGGUGAUUGAGUUUGUUACCACGAUAGCCUCAAAAGUUAACUACAUUCAUAGCUUGUAUAAAAACUGUACAAAGACAGAAAAAGGAGGAGAAGAGGGGAAGGGGUAGGGAGGGAAUGCCAUUUCUGUUAUUCUUUAGUGACUUGGGAGAGAAGGAAA